Messenger RNA from Tachysurus vachellii, 1737 nucleotides. RefSeq names its product orofacial cleft 1 candidate 1 (gene ofcc1). The transcript is spliced from 9 exons. NCBI's taxonomy places the organism in Eukaryota, Metazoa, Chordata, Actinopteri, Siluriformes, Bagridae. Gene Ontology annotation, cellular component: perinuclear region of cytoplasm. Bases 193 to 1416 code for a protein of 407 amino acids. The record is from RefSeq and is a predicted model, not a curated record.
CUUGAAUCAUCUGCUUGAAUCUCUUUCUCUUUAUUCGCAGGUAAGAGCCCAGCUGAACUUCUCCCCGUCUUGGAGCCGACGUCAGAGAAAACUAAACCUGGAACGCAAGCCAAGGGUGGCAAACAGAACCAGCCAUUCCACAAGAUAACCAGCCAAAGUUGCUGUGAGGGAGAGAGAGAGGUACGGCCGAGUAUGAUCACAGAAGAACUUCAACACUUCUCCUUCUCCAUACAAUCUCAGCGAGCUGCUCCACUCUAUAAUAUUGUUUGCUGUGGUCCAGCAGAGCGGUUGCGCAUUGUAUGGCGUAUGCUUCCCACAGAGCUUGGAUUAUCUGGAAUCCCUCGGCCCAGAUUCAGCCAGCUCACACUCCUCCUCACCCUCAUUUUCUUCACUUGGUUUCUUCGCCUUUACCUGCACUACUGCAGCCAGUGGCUCUUCCUUCAUGUUCGAAACGUUCCUGUCAACAGGUUUUGCUUCCAUGCCCACACAGUGGAUUUAGUAUAUCAGAGCUCUCUCCUGCUCACCCUGGAGGAACUGCUGCUGGUGUUGUUGGGGCCCUUGACCUUGAAUGCAGCUAUGUUUCUGUUGCUUCUGAUCAGAUGGCUCUGUCAGCUAGUGUUUGGCUCAACUCCUUCCUUCCUGUCAAAGCUGAUCAUGGCUCUGGGAGUGUGGACAGUGCUUGACCCUCUGGCGGUCUUCACUGUAGACGCUGUCCUUGGGCGUCUGUCUUACAGUGCAGAAAAGCCAGUGGCUGAUGCCGCUAAGCUUUACUGGCACUUCCAUCGCUUGCAGCAGUCAGGCACAGCCGGAAUUCUCAUCACCCUUUUCCUGUAUAUCGUCCUCUUCAUUCUCUCCUUCACCAUGCUCUACAUGUACUUUCUCAGGUCCCAUAAUGAUGGCAGAAUCCUGGAUGUGUACCUUCGUCUCCACAGUCCAGAGAGAGCAUUUUUUAUCCCAGAUGAUUUAGAAGUGUCCAAUCAGGAGCUUAGUUACAUUGUAAAAAAUGCGGAGCAAUGGAGAGGUUUCAAUGGCGAAAGACGAAAGGUGGCAGUGUAUGAUUACAUCUGGACCCAGGAGGUGUCUGGAGGGUGCGAAUCCCCUGGGGCUAUAGCCACUGAAGUGGGUGAGACGAGCACCCAUGUUUCUAUCUACACACUACACCUGAGCGGCCUUCGUCAGCGCUACAGACACUUCCUCAGGCAGCCCACUGGAGCCAUUGUAGAGCUCAUCGGGGAUUUGGACGGUGCCGCUGCUCAUCAGAAUGUCCACUAUCAGAAUACAGGGCAGAAUGAUGUCCAUAGGAGGAUGAAGAAUUCAACAAAUACACUUAGAGAGAGGAGGAGCAAGAAUCCUGCAUGGCGUUGUAACAAAGUUGGACCUCUCAGUGGGAUUGCCUGUGAGCCUAAGGAUCACUGAAGCUGAAGCGAGGCUGCUUUACUGGAGUUAAAACCAAAUAAGAAAAGUCACAAAUACAAACAUUUUUUUUUAAGAAAAUACAUGAGCUAAUGUUUUCAUUCCAAGUUAAAUGUUUCCAUCCUGAAUAAAUAAUGAAAUACACACAUUCUGACCAGGUGUGAGAUACACCUCAGAUAAAACAUACACUGUGCACAAAUGAGCACACACACACAUAAACACACACCCAAACAUGUGUCCGUGUGUAGUGUAUACACUAUUUCUACUUUAUUUUUCAUUUAGUUUCCUUGUAACUGAAAAUCCUGUAGACGCCAUAAAGCUAAA